UGCUUUUUGUCCGCUAUCGCUCGAGCCACCACCAUAUGUACGCCGCAUUGGAACGAUCGCUAGAUCUGUAUCUCUGCCACGCGCUGGGGCCACGGCCACUCUAUUGGAAACAUGCAAUACUUUGUCCCGCCCUUCGACGGUAGCCGGCAAACGACAUAUUCACUGCGCGCCAGCCACUACCAGAAACUCCACACCAGCGGCCGGAAGAGGAAACGGCACGAGGACGACGACGAGCCUCCAAGCUCCCCGGACGAUGACACUGACGCGGGUGCGACCUCAAACACGCAAUCACCCAGUGCCAGGGCCUCAGUUGCGUCCUUGAGCGCUGCAGAAACAGCCCAACUGCGUGUCGCAGGCCUCCUGCCCGACGACAACUUCCAGGCGCCCAAGAAUCCAUUUCCACAUGCGCCGCUACCCUCCAGGCUUCCGGGAUCCAAGACCACCGCCGCACAUGUGCAAAGAGAGCUUGCGGCCCUGGAGCCGCCGCUGUAUGCUGCGGCGGCGGCCAAGGCUACGCAGCGUGUCGAUGGCAUCGGCCAGCAGGAUACGCUGCGGCAAACCCAUAUUGGCAAUCUCACGACCAUGCUGCAUCGCUGUUUGCUUGAGGGGGAUUACGAGCGCGCCGGCAGAGCUUGGGGCAUGCUGCUGAGAUCCCAUGCCCGCGGCAGGCCAAUAGACGUGCGCCAUAAUGGACGCUGGGCGAUUGGUGCUGAGAUCCAUCUGCAACGCAAUCGCAUCUCGAGACAGUCUCAGCCAGACGCGCACGUUGAAGACUCUGCCAGCAUCCAAUCUCAUACAGACCAGCUCCCUGCCAGCAUUGAAGAGGACCUCUUCAGUGAGGAGGGCUUCAGACAAGCGCGUCACUACUACGAUCUGUUAAUCUUGCAAUACCCGGCUCGUAAGAUGCAUGCACACGCCGUCAACCAGGGUCACUUCUACCCUGCCAUGUUUUCGCUAUGGAUCUACGAAGCCUCGCAGCAGAGCAAGAUUGCCAAAGAACGUCUGCGAUCCGCUCCACGUUCCUCCACAUCUCAUUCAAAAGGCUCUGACGACUCUGAUAUGGACGACUCUGAAUACAAAGACGAUGCUUACGUUCAUAUUAACAAACCCUUCAAUGGGCAUGUGUCAAGUGAGGAGCGGCGGAUUAUAGCCGUAGAACUGAAGCGUGCAAGGGCAAUAGCCGAGCGUCUCGAUCAGCUGCUCGGCGCGCCUCCGUUCGACAAAAGACCAGACCUCCUCCAACUUCGAGACAUGGUAGCGCUUUGGAUAGGCGAUCUGCUAUGCCAAGACGCCCCAGGUCCAGACCCAAUGAACGAGGACGGAAUGGAAUCCAACUCCAUUUCCGAUCAUAGCGACAUGCACGAAACUUUCACAAAUUCGGCCUCUCGGUUCGAAGAACGCCAGCUUACUGCAGAUAGCAAGAGCGAUGAGGACGACGUCCAGGAUCCCCGCCGCGCUACAGAAAAUAGUGCACUUAUCUGGAAGGAUAUCAGGCGCCUCGGCAACUAUGCUGACAGGUGAAAAUCACACUCAACGUCUAUACAUAGCCAGCGAUGCAGCUUGGCCCUAGCUUGAUGCACGUCCAGGUAUGCUGUUGGACUGCUGGGUGGCCGCAGAGUCGGGAGCUGAGCGGAAAGUCGAGAAAGGGAAGUUCCCGAGUAACCCAGUCGCCAAAAGAUCGACCUGGAUGCAGAACAUAACACUGUGCAUGACUGACGUCUGACACUGCCGGGUCGCCGGAAGGAAGUACUUCCUGAAGCUGUAUCGCCUAUCAAGCUCUCUAGAUCCCUGCUGGACGCGUUGACCAGUGUCCCAUCCUAGCAAUCUCGUCCCCGGAUCUCUGGUGGGAUGGUGGGAUGGUGGAU
Mytilinidion resinicola is the source of this 1865-nucleotide messenger RNA. RefSeq lists its product as uncharacterized. Bases 112 to 1521 code for a protein of 469 amino acids. Gene Ontology annotation, cellular component: RNA polymerase I core factor complex. NCBI's taxonomy places the organism in Eukaryota, Fungi, Ascomycota, Dothideomycetes, Mytilinidiales, Mytilinidiaceae. The transcript has a single exon. Gene Ontology annotation, molecular function: RNA polymerase I general transcription initiation factor activity; RNA polymerase I core promoter sequence-specific DNA binding; TBP-class protein binding. Gene Ontology annotation, biological process: nucleolar large rRNA transcription by RNA polymerase I; transcription initiation at RNA polymerase I promoter. The record is from RefSeq and is a predicted model, not a curated record.